Molecule: messenger RNA, 1074 nt
Organism: Mesorhabditis spiculigera
Lineage: Eukaryota; Metazoa; Nematoda; Chromadorea; Rhabditida; Rhabditidae
Source: the annotation of a GenBank genome assembly
AUGUCCGACGCUUCCAGCCAAGAAGCUUCUGAAGAGUCGACCGAUGAGAGCUCAUUCAUUGACGGACGCAUUUUCAACAUCCACCGCACGCGUGACAUUUUCAACAGCGUCCCCCUCAUGCGUGACAGCAUCGUCAAACUGCUCGUCCGUCAGCUGGUCGUACGAGGGCGAAGCGCCAACAACGUCGUCGAGUACAGCUUCAUCGAGCGCCUCCUCCGGGGUCACGACGACGAUUGGCUGCGGAGAAAAUGGUUCCGACGCGUUAGCGUAUGGGCCAAGCAGCAGCCGGAUGGGAGCGAGAAGACCGUGAUCCACAUCGACGGCCAGCGAUAUAAUGACGACCUGACGGCCUUCCUCAUCAACCGAGCCACCACCGUGUACACGAUCAGGCUCGACAGGACCAUCACAGAAUUGCCCGCGUUCGUCACGCGGUUUCCGAAAUGCCACGAAUUCGAUUUUUACCUAGAUGAAGACGUUGAAGAUCCGACGUGGCCCGGCCUCGUCGAUUUUUUGAAGCGACAGCGCAUGGCCAAUCUGACGAUCAACAGCCCAUGUCUGCGUGCUGAACCCCUCUGGGCUGAUGUCCUUCGAAGCGGCGGAUGGACGAAUAAACGUCUGGCCGGCUGGAAAUCUGUCACAAUUCACAACGUUAUCGCCGAUGAUUUGCGCCUGCUCACCCGAUUCAACGGAACUACCCUCCGCAUCAUCUGGUGCCCUCAUAACCCGCCCGACGAAAAUCUUGUCCUUUGGGACUACAUUAACAAUAUGGCCGAUCGACGCCUCGAAAUUGGGCAAGGAAUUACGGUACAUUUCAACCAAGGGGCGAUGCCCAAUAUGUCGAGCCCAACCAUCCUUUUCGCCGGGAAGACGUUGAGCGCAGAAGGAAGGGGUUACUCGUUGCGAUAUGUGCUGCGAGACGGAACCUUGCCCUACACAAUCAUAGCUCAAUACGACACCCUGCGCCUGAGAAGCCUUAUGAAAUUAACGACAUGCACGACGUCGGCAAAUUCAAGUCGAAAGGAAAAGCUGAUUUAUGGCCCUGUCGAUGCUCUUUUUCCUCUUUCUGGUCUUUGU